Messenger RNA from Scleropages formosus (Asian bonytongue), 3755 nucleotides. RefSeq names its product calsyntenin-2-like. The transcript is spliced from 17 exons. The record is from RefSeq and is a predicted model, not a curated record. Bases 320 to 3154 code for a protein of 944 amino acids. Lineage: Eukaryota; Metazoa; Chordata; Actinopteri; Osteoglossiformes; Osteoglossidae. Gene Ontology annotation, cellular component: postsynaptic membrane; cell surface. Gene Ontology annotation, biological process: homophilic cell-cell adhesion; positive regulation of synaptic transmission; positive regulation of synapse assembly. Gene Ontology annotation, molecular function: calcium ion binding.
GCACGCAUCGCGGCGCGCGGCGGCACCCGUCUCUCACGCGCCGUCCCCGAGCCCUGUCCCUGCCUCGCGCACGCGCCCGCGAGCGAGCGAGCGAGCACCUGUCCGCCUGUCCUGUUCUGUCCUGCGCUGUCCUCUCGAGACGCGCCCGCCGCGUGACGAUCCCGAGGAAGACGCCGCGAGGCUCCGAAAGAGAGCGAGAGAGAGAGAGAGAGAGAGAGAGAGGGGAGGCUGAGAGGAGGAGGAGGAGGAGGAGGAGAGAAGGAAGAGAGAGGAGAAAGAGAGAGGUCAUCGCGCCCUGUCCGCAUUCCGAUCCGUCGACAUGAAGAUGCUGAGAACAUGCCUGAUGUGCGUGGUGGUGGCGGCGGCGGCGCUGGAGCUGUGCGCGGUCCGAGCUGGAAAAGUGAACAAGCACAAGCCCUGGAUUGAGACGUCCUACCACGGCGUGAUCACCGAGAACGCGGACACCGUCCUACUGGACCCUCCCCUGGUGGCCCUGGACAAGGAUGCCCCCAUUCCCUACGCAGGUGAGAUCUGCGCAUUUAAGAUCCACGGGCAGGAUGCCCCAUUCGAGGCGGUGGUGCUGAACAAGACUUCAGGCGAGGGUCUUCUGCGGGCCAAGAGGCCCAUCGACUGCGAGGCACAGAAGGAGUACACUUUCAUCAUCCAGGCGUACGACUGUGGAGCGGGGCCCAGCGGAGCCAGCUGGAAGAAGUCUCACAAGGCGGUGGUGCACAUCCAGGUGAACGAUGUGAACGAGUUCCCGCCCGCGUUCCGGGAGCCCAUGUACCACGCCGCGGUGACGGAGGGCAAGAUCUACGACAGCAUCCUGCAGGUGGAGGCGAGCGACCAGGACUGUUCGCCGCAAUACAGCCAGAUCUGCAACUACGACAUCGUCACGCCGGACACCCCGUUUGCUAUCGACCGCAACGGAAACAUCCGGAACACGGAGAAGCUCAACUACGACAAGCAGCAGCAGUACGAAAUCAUGGUGACGGCUUUCGACUGCGGCCAGAAGAGGGCGACGGAGAGCGCCGCGGUGCACAUCGACGUCAAGCCCGUCUGCAAGCCCGGCUGGCAGGGCUGGAACAAGCGGGUGGACUACGAGCCAGGCACCGGCAGCAAGCAGCUGUUUCCCAAGAUGCACCUGGAGACGUGCGACGGGCCGCUGUCCUCGGUGCGUGCCACCGUGGAGCUGCAGACCAGCCACAUCGGCAAGGGCUGCGACCGGGAGACGUACUCGGAGCAGUCUCUGCAGAAGCUCUGCGGAGCAUCGUCGGGAAGCACGGACCUGCUCCCCGCCCCCAGCGCCUCCACCAAUUGGACGGCAUCCCUGCUGACAGACAGCGGGCGCGACAGCGACCUCAUCUUCCGCUUCGAUGGGCGCCAGGCGGCCAAGAUCCCAGAUGGGGUGGUGCCGCAGAACCUGACGGACCAGUUCACCAUCGCCACCUGGAUGAAGCACGGGCCGAGUCCCGGCCUGCGGGCCGAGAAGGAGACGCUACUCUGCAACUCGGACAAAACCGAGAUGAACCGCCACCACUACGCCCUCUACGUGCACAACUGCCGGCUCGUCUUCCUGCUGAGGAGGGACUUCACACAGGUCGACACCUUCCGGCCGGCCGAGUUCCACUGGAAGCUGGAGCAGAUCUGUGACAAGGAGUGGCACUACUAUGUGAUCAACGUGGAGUUCCCUUUGGUGACACUCUACGUGGACGGCGUGACCUACGAACCUUACCUGGUGACUGAUGACUGGCCCAUACACCCAUCGCAGAUCGACGUUCAGCUCACGGUGGGCGCCUGCUGGCAAGGGGGUGAGGUGAUGAAGCCACGAUUCACCCAGUACUUCCGCGGGAGCCUCUCGGGCCUCACGAUCCGUCCAGGAAGGAUAGAGAGCCAGAAGGUCAUCUCCUGUCUGCAGGCUUGCAAGGAGGGCCUGGACAUCAACUCCCUGGAGGGCCUGGGCAAAGGCAUCAAGUUCCACUUCAACCCCGCCCAGUCCAUCCUGGUCAUGGAAGGCGACGACCUGGAGAACAUCAAUGCGGCGCUGAGGAAGGUCUCCUACAUCAACUCCCGGCAGUUCCCCACGCCCGGCGUACGACACCUCCGCGUCUCCACUUCCGUGCAGUGUUUCGGCGAGGACACAUGCAUCUCGAUCCCAGACAUCGAGGCAGUGGUGAUGGUCCUGCAGCCCAGCGAGCCUCAGAUCACCAUUGCCGGGGCAGAGCGACUCACCCGACCGGCCGGCGAGCUGCGUGACCCCGCCGGGCUGCUGCUCUUCCAGGACCUGCACAUCGUCAGCACCAUCACUAGGAGCGAUAGCUCCGCCCACAGCUCCGCGCGGGGCCCCGGCGUUCUCGAGGAGAUCAUACACAACCUGGAUUACUGCGACAUCCUCGUCGUCGGGGAGGAGCUGCAGCCCGAGCGGGAGAGCCUGGAGCUGCCGCACAGCGCGCUGCUCGGGAAACACCUGGACGCCACCAACUCCACCUCCGGCAUCUCCAUCUACGGUGUCGACUCCAUGUCCAACUAUGAGCAGGUUAUCAGACAGGUGAGGUACCACACCUGGCACACGGCAGCGAUCGCCGACCGCAAGUUCCGCCUCACUUGCUCCGAGCUCAACGGCCGCUACACCAGCAACGAGUUCAACCUGGAGGUCAGUGUGCUCCACAAUGAGGCGUCCAUGGACCAUGUCAAUCAUAUGGUGGCCCAGCCCCAGUACCUCCCCGUUCGCCAUCCUGUCGUGACCCACGGCUUCAGCUCCGUCUACAACUCCGCCAUCCCCAGCCUCGCCACUGUGGUCAUUGUGAUGUGCAUCGCCGCCCUGGUGGUCAUCGUGGUGCUGGGUAUCUACCGUAUCCACGUGGCCCACCAGCAGAGCUCCAGGGGCAGAGACGGGGCCAAGGACGGAGAGCUGGACUGGGACGACUCGGCCCUCACCAUCACGGUCAACCCCAUGGAGAACCUGGAGGAGACCCCGGCUGUCGACGAAGAAGCCAGCGACGAAGACGAGGAAGAGGACGAGGAGGAAGACGAGCUGGAGGAGGAAAUCACCAGCGCAGAGUCGGAAGACAGCGACGAAGAGGAGACACGGGAGCCCCAGGGGACCAAGAGGAGGGGGCAGUUGGAGUGGGACAACUCUGCAUUACCUUACUAGACACACACAUGCGCUCACACGCACGCACACACACACACACGCACACACACACACUCACACACAACCACAGCCAGACAACCUAUGCCUGAUUCUAAGGCUACCGACUCAUUGGUAAGACAGCCAUCUUUCAGAUUCCGGUGUUUUCUUUCUCCAAUCGAGCCACUUUAUACCUGCUUUUUACAAAGCGCCCUCUGCUGGUUUGGAAUGUGUACUGCACCAGAAAAAUUGCCCCCUAGAGAUUAUAGUCUGUUUUUUCACUGUAAAGAGUAGUUUAUUGCCUAUAAAAAUCAUAAGGAGCACCCAUAUAAAUCACAGUUCAUCAGUCGGUUUGGAUAUGCACACACUGACACCCCAAUGCCUGUACUUUAUUACAAAGACUCCAGUUAGCGGAACUGGUUUGUACUGGUUCAUAUUCGCUCUCCGGAUUAGCGUCUUCGGCAAAACCCACCGCUCCCUGGUGUUCCAACGAAAUAGAAGAAAUAGAAGAUGUUUUGUCAUUUUCUCCUUCUUAGUCUUGUUUAAAAAAAAAAAUCUGUAGUCUUGGCCCUAACAGCUUAUAAUUUUUAUGCUUUAGAAUAUGAAAUAAAAAUGCUUGUUAAUA